Molecule: messenger RNA, 1626 nt
Organism: Corylus avellana
Lineage: Eukaryota; Viridiplantae; Streptophyta; Magnoliopsida; Fagales; Betulaceae
Product: UDP-rhamnose/UDP-galactose transporter 6
Source: RefSeq, a predicted model, not a curated record
UACAUCUCCAAGAGCACGAGCUCUUCAUUGCCUAACAGAAUCGCUGUGAAACUAGAAAAAACAGCAACGAAAUUCCAGAAGAGCCAAAAAAAAGAAAAGAAAAAGGAAGCCCAAGGACGAAGAGCAAAAGAACUUCCAGACUCCCAACUCUCCUGUAACUGACUGCACCACAAUCAGCGUGACACCACUUUCACUUUCGCCUCUGAAAGCUCUCACUCACGGCGCCACCUCGCUCGCUCUCGUUUCGCCGAGUACUUUGUUUCUAAGUGAGUGGAACUCUUGGACUUGAUAUGGAUGUGGAUGGAUUUCAUUAUGGAAGCUGACUAGCUGAGGGAUAAGGACUUUGCAGUGGUCAAUUGUAAGAAGUACAUGGUAAUGGCUCCUUCUAGCAAGGCUGAUGAGAAGGCUGCAGUUGAUGCAGCCGCAUGGAUGUUCAAUGUUGUCACUUCUGUUGGGAUUAUCAUUGUCAAUAAAGCUUUGAUGGCUACAUAUGGCUUCAGUUUUGCUACAACAUUAACUGGUUUGCAUUUUGCAAUGACAACUCUGAUGACGCUUGUUCUAAGGUGGCUGGGAUAUGUCCAACCCUCUCAUCUACCAUUCCCAGAGCUUCUAAAAUUUGUUAUCUUUGCUAACUUCUCUAUUGUUGGAAUGAAUGUUAGUCUAAUGUGGAACUCUGUUGGAUUCUAUCAGAUUGCUAAGUUGAGUAUGAUUCCCGUUUCCUGCCUUUUGGAAGUUGUGUUGGACAAAAUUCGAUACUCUAGAGACACAAAGCUAAGCAUAGUAGUUGUUCUAUUGGGUGUUGGUGUUUGCACUGUGACCGAUGUGAGUGUUAAUGCCAAAGGCUUCAUUGCAGCCUUUAUUGCAGUAUGGAGCACUUCUCUGCAACAAUAUUAUGUUCAUUUUCUUCAAAGAAAGUAUCAACUUAGCUCAUUCAACCUGUUGGGACAUACUGCUCCAGCGCAAGCUUCUUCGUUGCUGUUAGUAGGCCCCUUUCUAGAUUAUUGGUUGACAAACAAAAGAGUCUACGCUUACGACUAUAAUACAACGUCUUUGAUAUUUAUAAUUCUUUCGUGCACCAUCGCCGUGGGGACGAACCUCAGCCAGUUUAUAUGCAUCGGCAGAUUUACAGCUGUCUCUUUCCAAGUACUUGGUCAUAUGAAGACAAUCCUUGUUUUGAUUUUGGGGUUCUUUUUCUUUGGGAAGGAAGGUCUCAAUCUGCAUGUGGUUUUGGGAAUGGUCAUAGCUGUAGUUGGAAUGAUUUGGUACGGCAACGCAUCGUCUAAGCCCGGUGGAAAGGAGCGUCGGAGCCACUCACUCCCAACCGCCCGGCAACAAAAACACAGCGGCUUAUCAGAAUCCGGUGAGCUUGACGGGAAAGUGUAAGUGUUCCUUAGGAAAAAUUGAGCAUACAAAGGAUUCCAGGAAGGUAUUUGAUCAAUUGAGAUUAGAAAACCACCCAUCGGUUUUAAUUAUUUUCCAACUUUUUUGUAAUUCCUAGUUUUAUUUCUUGUUUUGAAUUUUCCCCCUUCAGGGGAAUGGAUAUUUCUGGAUAGGUUUAGGUUACCUACAAUUUUAUUUUUUUUUCAUGAUUAUAUUUUAUAGUAAUCAAUUUUUUUUAAAACCCAA